Messenger RNA from Seminavis robusta, 1674 nucleotides. The record is from the annotation of a GenBank genome assembly. Lineage: Eukaryota; Bacillariophyta; Bacillariophyceae; Naviculales; Naviculaceae.
AUGAAGCCUCCUACUCCUCGAGAAUCCCGUCGUGUGAGCACGUUCAGCGACUCCAACCUGACCACCUUGGAGUCGUUGGUCUUGGAGGUGGCGCUGGAAGAUGCCAAGCAACACCAGCAGGCGUCCACGGCAAGGAGCAGCUCAGACCCAAUCAAAGAGUGCGAGAUGGAUACGGAAGAUUACGAGAGGAUCCAACGACUCUUGGGGAAUCAUUGCUGUGCCGAUUGCGAGAGUACCGAUACCGAGUGGGCGUCCGUCUCCUUUGGGCUCUUGUUGUGCGCCGACUGUAGUGGAAUUCAUCGUGCUCUGGGCACUCACAUCUCUCGUGUCCGGUCCGUCAAGAUGGAUUUCUGGUCCGAAGAACAUCUCGAAUUGAUGCGACACGGAGGAAACUAUGCCUUUCAAAAAUUUGUCGAGAAACAGACCAAGAACGACGCGAGCUUUGACUUUUACGAGACACCCAUUGACCAAAAGUACACCAGUGAUGCCGCCGUGGCCUACAAAAGUGUCCUCAAGAAACGAGCUCAAGCCGCCGCCAAAGGAACCAAACCAGGACUCGAUGAAACUGAAUCCUCCACCGAGACGGCCGCAUCGUCGACAGUGGCGGAAAACAACAAGGAGUCCAAACAAUACAAAUUCAAAAAGCAGCAGCAGCAACUAUCACCGGCGGGAAUGGACGAUAGUGCCAAUUCGUUCUUUGCGGAUGAUACUUCCACUGAUGCAGCAACCAACAACAGCAAAAAGAGGAACACCCGACAACACAGGAGCAUGGAUGACAACAGUGACCACAAGGCAUCCAUUCAAGAAGAGGAAGGAGAAGAUGACGACCAAAAUGAUAGUGACAGUGAAGCGGCAAGAAAACAGAAAGAGGAGGAGGACAAGAGGAACAUGAGUCUGGAUUCGUGGUUCAACAAAAAGCCAACUGCCAAACGUCGCAUGAAAAAAUUGCCCGUGCCCUCCUCCGACGCAUCUUGCUCGGGCAAGUCCACUGCCACAACCAACACGAUCCAGUCGGCCAUUGCUUCCAUCACGUCUCGACGAUCGGUACGUCGUAGUAACUCAUCCGCAUCGGCACCUACCAUUACGUACAUGGGACGAUCCUUUAGUGCGGCGGAUAAGGAUGGCACGGUCACACUCAAGCAUCACCGGGAAGCCGACCGAUUGAAGGGUCAAUCGGACGUUCGGCUAUUGGCGGAUAUGGCGGACGCGCAAGAGAAAAUUGCUCGAGAGAACCUCGGAACAUCCUGGAGGCAAGAUGCGUGGAGACAGUCGGCGCCAGCGCAGAUGCAGUGGUCCGCCGACCGAAGGAUCGCACCCUUUUCGUUCCACGACGAUGAUAUCGCCCGUCGAGUGAAAACACCUGCGCGGCACGAGUCUCUGCGAAAGAAACUAGCGUAUACGGAUGCCGAUCUGCUCCAGAUUGCAUUGGACGACAAAGAGUUUGCUCGUCUCAAGGCGGGGCUCAAGACCAAGGGUGCGGUGACGAAUGGGAUUCUGGAACAGAAGCUCUACGCCUUUGUCGCCAAGAGCAAGCUACGCAAAAACACUGUGGAUGCCGACGAAGAAAGUCAAGUGAGCGACAGCAAUCAGCCAAGGUCGCAUGGACGCCAGCGAAUGCAAGCGUCCAAAUCGGAGAACUUGUCGAUGAUGCGUCGGACCAGCACCUUUCAUUAG